Messenger RNA from Coregonus clupeaformis (lake whitefish), 1414 nucleotides. RefSeq lists its product as uncharacterized. NCBI's taxonomy places the organism in Eukaryota, Metazoa, Chordata, Actinopteri, Salmoniformes, Salmonidae. The record is from RefSeq and is a predicted model, not a curated record. Bases 378 to 1139 code for a protein of 253 amino acids. The transcript is spliced from 12 exons.
GUGGAGUACAGAGUACUUUUGGAGCUCACUGCACAUCUUACAGAAGGGUUAGGUAAUCAGUUCAGAAGACUCCUGCUUUGUCUGGCUGCAUGGCUAGACUAACUGGAAUAACAAGGAGAGACCGACGCUGUUGUUCCUUUUUUCAACACGGAGAGGUUACAACUGGAAUCUGCUCCAGGAGGAAGUUGCCAAUGCCCCUAAGUGAAGCUAUAGGAUCAGCUUGUCCUCCCCAAACCCCAAUUUUAACCAUAAGUGGGGAAACAUAAAACUGACCCAAGACCUGCGCUAUAGGGGUAUCUUCACUACCCUCCCUGGAGGAGCUCAGUGCUCAGUGCUGCCAGAAUAAAAGGGGAAUUCCGUAUGGUUACCGAAACAACAUGACGAGUGGGUUGGCAUGGAUCAUCAGAACCUGUCUGUUUGUGUGCUUGUGGGGAACCUGUCUGUGUAAUUGCAAUACCAGUUAUAACCAGUAUUUAUUAGAAAUGGGAGAAACUCUGCCAGAGGACUAUUUGUUCAGGGUGAGAAAAUGGAACAAACGUGAGGAAACGUUUGUAGGAGUUGAAAAAGCCCUUCACAGGUUCUAUGGGGAAAACUGUAACAAGUUCUUGAAAUGUGAAGAUUACAAUCAAGACAACAAGAGAACAAUUUCAUCAGAAUAUUACUCUGGAGUAUUUUACUUACUGAAAUGUCUGGAUGUGAAGGAACUUUUGUGUGUCAUGCCCUCUACUGUCACAUACAGUCUGGCUGAGGUGGACUUGGUCAGUGUGGAACGCUUCAAGUGUCUGGUUAUAGAUGCACUCUAUGACAAAUGUAUAAAUGGCAGUGACCCAAAAAAGUGUCAUCUUUUUGAGAAAUGCCCAAAAGCAACUACACUUGAUACAAAAACUGCAACAAUACACACAACCGCAUUACCCACCAUAAAUUACAGGGAGGUCAUAUCAGUCAGUAUGUUGUUAGCUGUCUCUCUGAUAGCUAAUAUCAUCCUUCUCUUGGGUGUUGUCUACUUGUGGACCAGGAGGAGACACCAGCAUAAAGGCCCGUCUCCUGCGACGUCUGAACUGACAGUAUUGAACACAGUGGAGCCACGUAAUCUGAUUCAGAUGGUCUGCAGCCCUGACCCCGUUGAGAGGAAUAAUUAAUCUCUCCACCACCUGCCGCCAUUUUUCCCUCACUUUCCCAGACGACGAUGGACAAAGAUGUCCUGAGCCAGAGAAACGGACCCAACACUACUGUCUCUCUCUCGCUUUCUCUCACACACAAACUUCACACUUCAAGGUCUGAGGCCAUGAUUCUUCUUCUCUUGCCACCUGCAUUCUGUAGAUACUGUUUCAGACUUCACAACAAAAGCAUUUUUGGACUUCAAAAUAAAAGCUUUUAGAUUACAUAAUAAAAGCCUAUGGACUUCAUAAUAAAA